AUGACGUCAUACUUUUAUCUUAAUAAAACAAACGGUAAGAUCAACAACACAAAACCAGUCGACUAUGAAGUGAACCAUGUCAUUAAAUUCACAAUACAUGUUGAGGAUUGUACAGCAAAUACUAACGCGACAUGUAAUGGUUCCCGAAACGAAGAGGAGGAACGCAAACAAAUAGCGGAGAUAGACGUAAUAAUAAAUGUAAUAGAUGUCAACGACAACCCUCCGAGUUUUAUCAAAGAACGAAUUGCUACAGGAAUGGUGCAUGGAACGGAACCCGGAGAUAUACUUGGAUUAAAACUCAAAAACGAGUCAUAUGUAAAAGACAUGGACUCAAAACGAAAUGCCGCCGAUUCCUGGCACUUUUCAAACGACGGUAAUGUGUCCUUGAGCCAAGGUCUUUUGGCAUACCUACAACCUGGUACUGGCGUAGAAAACUGCACAGACGGUCAAAAGCAUCUGUUUUGUGUGACACCUAAUGGCACAAUUAUUUCAAACAAGAUAAUUGAUGAGACUUUGGCAGGGUAUUUUACUGUACCAAUAAUUGUUCGAGACAAGGCGGGCUUUGACAAAGCAAAUGUUACGAUAUAUUUGAUAAGCAGAUUCCAAAUUUUGACCAUGAUUAUUCGGGGAAACAAAGAACAAGUUUCAGUGAACAUAGAUCAGAUAAUGAGUGAGUAUAGUGCGAUCACAGGAAAAACGUUCGUAUAUGACAAACUGUCCAAUCACAAAAAAUCAAAUGGAGAUGUGGUAACGACAAGUUCGGAUUUGGAGUUCCAUGUGGUAGAUCCCGAAACCCAGAAGGAUUGUUGGGCAUUUUAG
Messenger RNA from Mya arenaria, 819 nucleotides. Its product is annotated as cadherin-87A-like. Gene Ontology annotation, molecular function: calcium ion binding. The record is from RefSeq and is a predicted model, not a curated record. Bases 1 to 819 code for a protein of 272 amino acids. Gene Ontology annotation, biological process: homophilic cell-cell adhesion. Gene Ontology annotation, cellular component: plasma membrane. NCBI's taxonomy places the organism in Eukaryota, Metazoa, Mollusca, Bivalvia, Myida, Myidae. The transcript has 8 exons.